Molecule: messenger RNA, 1608 nt
Organism: Leptonychotes weddellii (Weddell seal)
Lineage: Eukaryota; Metazoa; Chordata; Mammalia; Carnivora; Phocidae
Source: RefSeq, a predicted model, not a curated record
GUUUUAAUCAGUGACACUGAGAAUGUUGGGAAGCUGAGCGGAAAACAUGAAAUCACUAUGUCAUUCAGCGAAUUUCUGUGUAAUGGAUAGGUAACAGAGAAACCCUCCUCACUGUCUCGUCAGGGAGGCAGAAUGACUGAGUGCUUCCUGCCCCCCACCAGCAGCCCCAGCGAACACCGCAGGGUGGAGCAUGGCAGUGGUCUUACCCGAACCCCCAGCUCUGAGGAGAUCAGCCCUACUAAGUUCCCUGGUUUGUACCGUACUGGCGAGCCCUCGCCUCCCCACGACAGCCUCCAUGAACCUCCUGACAUAGUGUCUGAUGAUGAGAAAGACCAUGGGAAGAAAAAAGGAAAAUUUAAGAAAAAAGAAAAAAGGACUGAAGGCUAUGCUGCCUUUCAGGAAGAUAGCUCUGGAGAUGAAGCCGAAAGUCCUUCCAAAAUGAAGCGGUCCAAGGGAAUCCAUGUUUUUAAGAAGCCCAGCUUUUCUAAAAAGAAAGAGAAGGAUUUUAAAAUAAAAGAGAAACCCAAAGAGGAAAAACAUAAAGAAGAAAAGCACAAAGAAGAGAAACAUAAAGAGAAGAAGUCAAAAGACUUGACAGCAGCUGAUGUUGUUAAACAGUGGAAGGAAAAGAAGAAAAAGAAGAAGCCAAUUCAGGAGCCAGAGGUGCCUCAGAUUGAUGUUCCGAAUCUCAAACCCGUUUUUGGAGUUCCCUUGACCGAUGCGGCCGAGCGGACCAUGAUGUACGACGGCAUCCGGCUGCCGGCGGUUUUCCGCGAGUGCGUGGAUCACGUAGAGAAGUACGGCAUGAAGUGCGAAGGCAUCUACAGAGUUUCAGGAAUUAAAUCAAAGGUGGAUGAGCUGAAAGCAGCCUAUGACAGAGAAGAGUCUCCAAAUUUGGAAGAAUAUGAGCCUAACACCGUAGCCAGUUUGUUGAAGCAGUAUUUGCGAGACCUUCCGGAGAAUCUGCUUACCAAAGAGCUGAUGCCUCGCUUUGAGGAGGCUUGUGGGAGGAGCACAGAGAGCGAGAAGGUGCAGGAAUUCCAGCGCCUGCUCAAAGAACUGCCAGAAUGUAACUAUCUUCUGAUUUCUUGGCUGAUCGUGCACAUGGACCAUGUUAUCGCGAAGGAACUGGAAACAAAAAUGAAUAUACAGAACAUUUCUAUAGUGCUCAGCCCAACCGUUCAGAUUAGCAAUCGUGUCCUAUAUGUGUUUUUCACACAUGUGCAAGAGCUCUUUGGAAAUGUGAUACUAAAGCAAGUGACAAAACCUCUUCGAUGGUCUAACAUGGCCACUAUGCCCACACUGCCAGAGACCCAGGAGAACAUCAAGGAGGAGAUCAGAAGACAGGAGUUUCUUUUGAAUUGUUUACAUCGAGAUCUGCAGGCUGGAAUAAAGGAUUUAUCUAAAGAAGAAAGAUUAUGGGAAGUACAAAGAAUUUUGACAGCCCUCAAAAGGAAACUGAGAGAAGCUAAAAGACAAGAGUGCGAAACCAAGAUUGCACAAGAGAUCGCCAGUCUUUCAAAAGAGGAUGUUUCCAAAGAAGAAAUGAAUGAAAAUGAAGAAGUUAUAAAUAUUCUCCUUGCUCAGGGUGUCUCUGCACUCUGGUGA